AUGGAGAAGUCUCUCCUUCCCCUGAAAAGCAUUAGUGACUCCAGGAUGAGCCUGAGCUCCAUGUUCGUGCCAACGGACAUGACCUUUGCCAUUAUGUGCGGAGUCGGGCUCUUCAUCCUACUCAUCCCAUUCCUGAAGACCUACCCAGAAUCACCACUUGGGAGCAAAAAGAACACCCCAAAGGUGGUGAAGAGGGGACAGGUCAAGACCAGGAAGAGAACUGCUGCUGUGAAAGGUGGUAGAAAUGGCAGAAAGAAUUUGGCAGAUUCCCACAAUGCAUCACGACCAGUUGAAAUCCCCACCGAGCAUCCUUUACUGGACUCCACACCUCAUGCCUUUUGGAACUCUAAAGAGAAGAUGGAUCACCUUCCUCUCUCUCAGCUGCUGUCCUACUCUAAAGUCUUGGAAGAUCUUAUACAGCAGAAAUUUAGCCAGCUUUUCUGGGGCAUGUCCUCUGUGUUCUCUGAGUCAGUGGUGGCUACUGCCUUGGUUUCCAAGACACCUUCCUCUGAAGCACUUAAAACUGUGAAGUUCAGGGAUACAUCUGACACUUUCCCACCUCUGCCUCUGGCUCAAGGACCUCCACAGGUUUCCCAGGCUCAGCCAUUGCCCCACCAACAUGUGGCACCAAGCUUGCUACAAGGGACACAAGGCCAGGGACUAGACAACCACCUAAGCUCCACACCAAACCAAACACUCUCUUCCUCCCAAAGUAGGACCUGUGGAACUGCAUGUCCUACAACUGAGACAAGGAUGCAAGCAUCCCUUCCAACUGAAAGGCCCAACUGGCAGCAGGGACUGAAUUGGAAAGGAACUGUAGAUACUAACCUCCAAAAAUGUCAAGCAGCUGUUACCCAGCCAUCUCACAUCUUUCCCAGGGGCAUCUCACCCACUGAAGCUGCCAGGUCAGCCUCCAUCCUUCCUGAGCAGUGUCAGGUCCUCCAGCACCAGGAGGAGCCACAGAUUGAAGACAGGGUGACUAAGAUGAGACAAAAAAGAGGAGCCCCCUUUAGAUUCCGCCCAUCCAGGGAGAUAAGGAAGCUUCAGAAGGCUUUCCUAGCAAACAGUCCUUCCCAGUCCAGGAACAGGCCUGACCUCUCCCAGCCUGCCAAAUCCUCUAUCCUUGACUCCAGAAGCUGCAAGUUGAGCCCAAUGACGGGGUCUGUGCCCUCACGGACGCCCUUAAAGAAGGGCCCAGCAAAAUGUAAUACCCAUGAUCACAUCAAGGAGGCCCUCAGUGUUGGAGCCAAAGACCUGCCUUCCACUUCAAGCAACACCCUUGAGGAGGACCUAGAACCCGGAACCCCUUCACUGAGGAUAGAGCAGCUGUCCUAUGUGAACACCACCCAGAACCUUUACUUCCUCGACCCAAAGACUCAGAUGAAGCUGGAGUCAAACAUCGCUCAGCUUCCCUUGAAACACAGAAAGAGAGCACAGGGUGCAUCGAGAGCUGAAUACUAUUCCAAGGCUGCCAUCAUCCUGGAAAAACUGCAUCACCGAGACCCGGGAGGGACAAGGGUAGGAACUGUAUCAUCUACGAGGCUGCAGGGCCCUCCAUUUGCACACUGGCCUUCAGAGCUUUGGGAGACCCAAAGGGCCCCUCCACCUGCUGCCAGCCAUGGGCCCCCAAAGGCCCAUCCAGAUGCACAAGAGAGACACCUGGGUGUUUGGGGCUCUGAUCUGUGCCUCCAGGCAAAAACCCAGCAGGGCAGCGCCAUCCAAGGGACUGGAAGAUGCAGCCUGCAACCAACUACCAGCCCAAGAAAGGCCAACCAUGCAGAAUGGCAGAGGUCUGAGAAGGUGGCCUCAGGGCAUCCCUGCCAGAGUGGGACAAUGGGGGGCCCUCAAGAAAGGCUCCCAUCUUUUAUUGUCAAGCAAAGUAUCACACUAGAGGUGAAAGACAAGGCACAUCCUGCAUGGCAAGUGAAUCUGGGAUCCAGGGAGAUUCCCCUUAGCCCAGCCCUCAACACUGGGGGCUUUGAGCAUGCUGAGGCCAACAGAAGCCCAGGCCAUUUCCAAACACCUAGUCCACAGCACUCAAUCCACUCAGCUCUAAACCCACAGGUGCUUAGUGGGGAUGAUUUCCAGUUAAACGAGCAGCCACAGUUGUGCUUUGCUGGGUUCCUUCCAGAAGGCCAAGGUCCUGUGUACCCUGCCACAGUCAGCUUGCCUUCAGAAGACUCACUGCCCAGAUCCGAGAAUAGAUCCCCAAAUCAUCUCCAGACUCCCCAGGGCUUCGGUGAUGUGUUCAUGAGGACAGAUCACAGCCAGGAGACUCGGGAGCUCAGGGUCUCCCAGGAUAAGACUCCAGAAAAGGCUCCCAAGGUGUGUCAUCCUGAUGGAGAGAGGACAGAAUGUAUGAGAGACAGAGCCAAAAGCCAGGGAGAAAUGCUCGAGAGCACUCAGACCUCCCAAGCCUGUGUCAUCGACACCUCCACCCAGCUAGACAAUAUAGCCUCAGCUGAUAGUCAGUCCUCCCCUGAUAUGCCAGGAAAGUUACAGGCUCUGACAGAAAGCUGUCUGAAGGAAAUCAUAAAGAAUAUUCUUCAAUACCUAAGCCUCAGCACAGAAGAUAAGGAGCAGGGGCAUCCUCUGAAGAAUGAAGGGCCCCCAUCGUCUACUGUGCAAACACAGGAGGCAGUCACAGGAGAAAAGCUCUUCUGCAGUAUGCCGGCUGAUGUGCAAAACCUCACGGAUAUUGUGGUACAGAUCCUGCUGAACUGGCUGGGCCUUAAGUUAGAGGACCCAUCAAAGGAACAAUGGUGUAAACUGGAAGCACUGACAUCCCACUUGGGCUGCUCAACCCACUCCUGUGAGGGUCUCUGUGACAGGAGUAACAGACCAGAGAGCAAAAUGAGCUAUGGCCACACCAGCCCCGAGGCUCAAAACCAUCCGCUCCUAAAUGGGGGAGUCGACCCUCAGUUGAAUUUCCAUGCCCAGAGAACCUCUGCUCAACAGCAAAACAGACAGAAGAAAGGAAUAGUCUGUGACCAACCGUGUAGUCCUGGGCAAAACAGGGAUAGGGAAAUUGGAGAGGGACAGCAAUCGGGCAUUGCUACUGAAACAGCCUGUGACCCAGAGCUUAACAGAGUGAAGUACAGAAUGGGCUGUGGUGCCCAUACCAUCUCCCAGAGACAGGACCAUCCAUUCAAGUACAGAGAAAUUGGAGACAAACGGCAGCCCGGUGUUGCUGCCCAGAAAGCUUAUGGCCCCAGGAAGACCUUACCAGCAUAG
Messenger RNA from Psammomys obesus (fat sand rat), 3234 nucleotides. RefSeq names its product spermatogenesis-associated protein 31E1-like. The record is from RefSeq and is a predicted model, not a curated record. NCBI's taxonomy places the organism in Eukaryota, Metazoa, Chordata, Mammalia, Rodentia, Muridae. The coding region runs from base 1 to 3234 and encodes 1077 amino acids. The transcript has 5 exons.